Podarcis lilfordi (Lilford's wall lizard) is the source of this 384-nucleotide messenger RNA. NCBI's taxonomy places the organism in Eukaryota, Metazoa, Chordata, Lepidosauria, Squamata, Lacertidae. The record is from the annotation of a GenBank genome assembly.
AUGCAGCGGGCCAGAGGCGGUUUUUCUGCAUUCGUGCGAACUGGCAUCAGGGAAGGAGCGAUUGGCAGAGAGGUGGCUUCUGCUGUUGCAACUGCGGGUGUUUUGCUGCUUCUUCGCUUGGGGGUGUCCGGGAUCGCGCGAGGGCGGGGCGAAGGGGAGCAAGGGCAGAAAGGCCAGCAGCAAAGCCCUUUGGUCCGGAGAAUCGGGGACCGGCUUCUGCCCUCUCUCCUGGAGGCAACGCUGUCCAGCGCAGGAGAAGCAGCUCCGAAAGGUCAGCUGCAGCAGAACCGAAAGCCUUUCCGGCACCUUGGAGCCCGGGACGAGCUGGGCAGUGCAAUGCUGCGCGUGUGUCUACUCGGGAGUAAGCCCCACCGAGUUCAGUAG